AAAACGAACUUGCAUAAUCAAUGAAGCACGAUGUUGUCAGAUUCUUCUUCUUUCUUUUCUGCAUCCGCAAUUCCUUAGUAGCUGAUGACACCAUAGAACCAAACCAAACUCUCCAAGACACCGGCCAAACUCUGGUCUCCACCGGGGAAAAAUUCGAAUUAGGCUUUUUCAGUCCACCGAUUUCCAAGAACCGCUACGUGGGAAUAUGGUUCAAGAAUGUUUCAGAUCUCACGGCCGUCUGGGUUGCCAACAGAGGCAACCCUCUCACAGACUCGUCUGGUGUCCUCAAAAUCACCGAAACCGGAAAUAUAAUAAUCCACAGCAACAAAACAGAGGACCCUAUAUGGUCCUCAAAUUCAUCAGCAAAAGACCCCACUUUGCAGCUCUUAAACACAGGAAACCUCGUGGUUAAAGAUGGCAGUAACGGAAACUAUACAUGGCAGAGUUUCGAUCAUCCCUGCGAUUCGCUCAUUGCGGGUAUGAAGCUGGGUAAAGACUUCAUUACUGGUCAAAGUUGGAAGCUAACCUCCUGGAACAGCCUCCAAGAUCCAUCCAUCGGAACCUACACAUACGAAUCAGACCCUCGUAGGCUUCCUCAGGUACUUCUGCUCAAAGGCCAAGAUAUUGCGUACAGAAAUGGGCCAUGGGAUGGUGUACAAACAGGCGGAGACAAUCCUCUCCAGGAAAAUGCGGUCUUUAAACCCAGCUAUGUUGUGAAUGAAACCCAUGUCUACUAUACCUUCGAAAACGCGGACAAUUCCACGGUCACCAGGUUCUGGUUGAAUCCAUCGGGAUCUCCUGGGCAGCUCCGGUGGAACCAAGAGAACGAAAAUUGGGUUAGCAUCUACACGAUGCAGAGAGAUCAUUGUGACACUUUUGCGCGUUGUGGUCCUAAUGGAAUCUGUGACAGCAGUGACAACCGUCUAGAUUGCCAUUGCCCAACUGGUUUUGUUCCAAAAGUACAGGAAGAGUGGGAUGCAAUGGAUUUUACCAGUGGAUGUGUGCUAAAGACACGCUUGAACUGUAGCGAAAGCGAGAGGUUCAAGAAGUUCUCUCGGAUGAAGUUGCCGUACAAUUCGGAAUUUACGGUGAACGGAUCGGUGGUGAGGAAGGAGGAUUGUGAGUUGAUUUGUAGGAGAAACUGCUCUUGUGUGGCUUAUGCUGUGGCUUGGCUUGCUGGCUGUGUAAUCUGGUCUGCGGACUUGCUUGAUAUGAGACAUUUCAGCGAUGGUGGACAAGAUCUGUAUAUUAGAAUGGCUGCGUCUGAAUUUGGUAAGCAACAUGUACCUAAUACUUGAUGGACUGACGACAAAGCGGCGGACGAACGGUGUGGAGAUCG
This is a messenger RNA of Morus notabilis, 1339 nucleotides long. RefSeq names its product G-type lectin S-receptor-like serine/threonine-protein kinase At4g27290. NCBI's taxonomy places the organism in Eukaryota, Viridiplantae, Streptophyta, Magnoliopsida, Rosales, Moraceae. Gene Ontology annotation, biological process: recognition of pollen. The coding region runs from base 21 to 1298 and encodes 425 amino acids. The transcript has 2 exons. The record is from RefSeq and is a predicted model, not a curated record.